This is a messenger RNA of Clarias gariepinus (North African catfish), 9519 nucleotides long. RefSeq names its product chondroitin sulfate proteoglycan 4ba (gene cspg4ba). The record is from RefSeq and is a predicted model, not a curated record. Bases 126 to 7271 code for a protein of 2381 amino acids. Lineage: Eukaryota; Metazoa; Chordata; Actinopteri; Siluriformes; Clariidae. The transcript has 10 exons.
AGGAGUUUAAUUUAGUUUAAGGAGUUUGAGUUGUGUUUUAUUUUUUUGUAAACCUGCAACUAAAUGAAAUGGCUAGCAGUCUUGUGGGAUUAUGUGUAGAUCCGGAAUAAAACAAGGCAGAUAAAAUGAAGAGUUUACUUUUGUUCGGGUUGCUGGAGCUGUUUGUCGGAGUGGCCCGUGGAGCUUCCUUUUAUGGCGACGGAUUUGUGCAGUUGAAGGUAAAAGAUUCGUCUCGGCUCAACACACUCCGUGUCCGCUUCCGCACGUCUAGCCAGACAGGUGUGCUCUUCCUGGCUGCGGGCCAAACCGAUUACCUGCUCCUAGAACUCAGUUCUGGUAGACUUCAGGCAAAGUUGGAUCUUGGUGCUGGCGAGCGAAUUCUACAGUCAGACAAAGGGAACCCACUGAACGACUUGGCUUGGCACACAGUAGAUAUCAUCCAUGAUCAAUUUAAUGUGAACCUAACUGUGGACAAGCAUUUUCAGACCAGCCAGAGACUUCCAACCUCGCACCAAGAGCUGGAUAUCAGUGAUGGUUUAUAUAUUGGUGGGACGGGAGGCUUGGAUAAGGUCUAUCUCCCUACUGAUCUCACUGGUUUCCGUGGUUGCCUUGAUGAAGUGCUAUUUAAUCAGCACAACCUCCUCUCAUCGCUUAGGCCAUACUCCGGCUUAAAGAGUGUCUAUGAGGUUUCUCUUGGAUGCAGUCCUCAGUUCUUUGCUAAUGAAGAGGAAGCAAUCAGCUUUUUCAGUUCCAAGGCAUACGUCUCCCUUCCUCCAUGGUCUUCACAGCAAGAGCGGACACUUGAAUGCUCGGUACAUACAUCGGCUCAAGAGGGAAUCAUUAUGUACAAUUCCGCUCGGGAAGGGGGCUUUGUUGCCAUGGAGAUACACGAUGGCUUUCUUGUUGCUGCUCUAGGCAGAGAUGGAAUGAGAACAGAGCUCCGCUCUCUUAUUUCCAUCAAUGACAAGAAGUGGCACCAUGUUAAGCUUUACUUCACCUCUAAAAGCUUGCAGCUAACUAUAGAUGGAGAGAUGGUAAAGUCUAGUAUCAAAUCCAGAUCAAAAACUUUGCAUUUGAAAGGUUUGCUUUUCCUCGGUGGUGUAGAUGAUGGAACUUACUCUGAAGUCAGAAAGGUGGGCCUAUCAUCAGUAGCAGGAAAGCGCAUUAAAGGUGGCUCCUUCAAAGGAUGCUUUAGAGAUAUUAAGGUUAAUGGUGUAUUAACAGGUCUCCCAAAUGCUCUAGUAACUAAAGACAUCUCAGUCGGUUGUGAACCAGAAAAUGAGCCACAAAGCAGCACUUUAAGCCCGGUUACUAUGAGAAAGAAUGAAUUUUUCACUCAGUUACCGUCUAUAGAUAUGUCCACCCUUGCAAACGGUCUGGUUGCUGGGCAUGGACAUAAUUUCUUGCAACUUAGGAACCUUGUAGUCCCUGAGGGUGGUCGUGCCUCCUUAGAAUCAAAACAUAUUAAAGUGAACCUGGAUUUCAAGAAGCUUGGCAUCCGGCAGUCUCAGAUCAUGUUUCGAAUCGAAGAACAACCGGUGCAUGGUCAGCUGAGGUUUGAUGUGGACCAGGAGCAAGAAGAAAAUACUUUCAGUAUGCUGGAUCUGUGGCAUGGAAGAGUGAUGUACAUCCAUGGAGGUUCUGAAGAUCCGCAUGACUACUUCAUGUUCUCCGUCUUUUCCAGUAGCAGAAAAGUGACACCGAGCUACCUCAAGGGAGAGAAGUUGUACCGAUUCAGUGUGACAGUAACUCCAACCAACGAUGCCCCCGAAUUAAGCCUGCCUGAGGGAAAUCUUUUCGUUCUCUUAGAGAACUCUAAGAAGAUGUUAACCACCGAUGUGUUGAAAGCCAUAGAUGUAGACAGCAGCUCCACAGACUUGGUCUACACUGUAUUGGGAAACCUUAACGCUGAUGCUGGGUUUCUGGAAACUGAAGAUAACCCUGGUCAGGCAGUCACUUCAUUCCCUCAUUCACUUCUGGAAGCAGGAAAAAUAAACUAUGCCCACACCGGAGUAAGGAACUCAAGGAUAGUGCUGAGGGUUAGUGAUGGCGAGAAGAUAAGUAACACGGUGGUGCUGAGAAUUAUGGCGAUUAAAUUGGAAUACAGCAUUGCAAACAACACUGGGGUGGAGGUUACUCAAGGUGAGAUGGCUGUAAUCAACACUACACAAUUGGCCGUUCAGACAAACGCAGUAAGACAAGCAGUAGACAUCCGUUAUGAUGUCAUCGUGCCGCCAAGGUUUGGGGAACUACGGAAGCUUCAUUCCAGCGGAGAAUGGAAGUUCACAAAUUUAUUUACCCAACGAGUUUUGGAGAAAGACCGUCUGAGAUACUUCAGCACCUUUAAGGAUAUUCAGUCUGCUAAUGAAACUGAUCACUUUAAGUGUAAAGUCACAGUUGCAGCACAAGCAACGGAGGAACUGGUAUUCAAUGUAAAGACUAAAUGGAUUCAUUACAUUGUGGAAAGAAACGAAGUACUCGAGAUGGACAAAAUCAGGAGAGUUGCAAUUGGUUCAGAGCAUCUUUAUGCAACGGCACAAGGUGUAGCUUUAACUGAGGAUGAGAUUUAUUUCAAGCUCCUUUCUUCAACAAAGAAAGGGUUGAUUUUACUAAAUAAUGAAAUGUUAGAUACUUAUUCUACAUUCAGCCAAACGAACAUCACUACCAUGAAAGUGGAGUAUCAACUAAUAGAUAGACCAUACGAGAACACAAGCGACAGGUUUGAAUUCCAAGUGUUCAGCAAGCAUGCUCAUUCAGCUAGUCAUGUAUUCAGGAUAAAUAUCAGAGCAGAUAUCAACAGCGUUUACAUUAAAAACAGUGGACUUUCAGUUCUGGAAGGUGAGAGCAAACUUAUUACGAAUAAAGAACUGUUUGCUGAGACUCUAAGUACUAAAGAAAUCUUUUACAGAAUCACCGAGAUGCCAAAACAUGGCAAACUAUCACGAAUCAACCUGUCCAACUCGACCAAGGAUUAUGAUAAUCUAGUGUCUUUUACCAAUCGGGAUAUAAUAGAGGAGCGCCUUAUGUAUGUCCACGAUGACAGCGAAACUACACAUGAUCAGUUCAGAUUCGUGGCUUCGACAAGUCCGCUGGCAAAGAGCCACGUCAAAGAAGACGGGGUCGGCUCCAAAGACGGCGUCUUCAACAUCUCCGUACAAUUAGUGAACGAUGAGAAGCCUGUCCGCAUUGUAGAUAAAGUGUUCCAUGUCGUCAAGAAUGGACAGAGGCUGUUGACGUUGGAUGACUUGUGCUACCAUGACGCAGACUCUGACUUUAACGACGGUCAGCUUGUUUACACCCGCCGUGGGAUCCCCAUAGGUGAUCUAGUGCUUGUAAAUGACACUUCUCACAAACUCUACCAGUUUCGCCAAGAGGACCUGGAACAGAAGCGAGUGUUGUUCGUUCAUCGUGGGAUGAACUCUGGACGCUUCGUGCUUUUCGUAUCAGACGGCAAGCACUACAUCUCCUCACUGUUGGAUAUCAGCGCUCAGGAACCGUACCUUAAGGUCGCCAACAAUACAGGCCUGCUGGUGCAAAAAGGACAGGCUGGGACAUUAAGCAAUGCUAAUUUCAGUGUGGUUACGAACAUGGACGUCAGGGAGGACAGUGAAAUCAAUUUUAGAAUUAAAGACGCUCCAAAGUAUGGUGCAUUGUUUUUAACAGACAAGCAAAUUGACUCUUUCACCCAGAAUGAGCUGAGGAAUGCUUCGCUCUCGUAUCGCCAUGAUGGCAGCAAGAAUUUGGCGGAAUUUUUCAGUGUCAUCGUGGAAGCGAAAGGAUUUCAUGUGGAAGCCAAGAUCAAUGUGAAAGUGUACUUGGAAAGCCACCAAAAGCCCCCUGUCGUACUCAACAACAAAGUCUUAGUGGUAGACGAGGGAAAGCCGGUGAAGAUCGAACGCAGUAAGCUUGAGGUCACGCACGAAGCUAAUUCGCCCAAUGAAAUCAUCUUCACUGUCAAGGUUCCUCCAGUUUAUGGAUAUCUACGAAGUUUUCUUCACGGUAAAGAUCAAUUCCAGGGAAGUGAGCAGGACCCUUUAAUGAAAUUCACACAACAAGACAUCAACACUGGUAAUAUCCAGUACGUACAGACAGCGCCUGAACAGACAAACGACUCCUUCGUUUUGGAAGCAAGCAACGGGGUCGCAGAACUGAGUGGCAUUGUUGUGCCUAUAGAUAUCAUUCCUCAUUUUAUACCUGUUGAAGUGACCAAUAUCACGCUGAAAGAAGGGGGAUCUAAAGCGCUGACGGAAAAGAUCAUACGAGUUACAAGUCAGCAUUUCUCCGGGCUCCACUUUGUGUACUACGUGUCGGAGGGACCAGUGCAUGGACACAUCGAGAACUCCCGUUUCCCAGGGACACCCACGACAUAUUUUACCCGAAAACAGGUGGAACAGGAGUUUAUCUACUAUGUCCAUGACAACUCUGAGACGUUACAGGACUGCUUCACUAUAAUAGCCAACGCCUCAGAUCUACGAAAACACAGCACUCCCAAGACAGUGCACGUCCGAGUCACACCAGUGAAUGACGAACCUCCAGUUAUCACAGCCAACAAAGUCCUCAGGGUUUGGGUCAGCUCAAUGACAGAAAUCACUCCUGAAGAUCUCCACGCGGAGGAUGACGAUACCGUCCCAGAGCAGCUACAUUACCUCACCACUCAGCCCAGUAAUGGUCACCUGGCGCUGAAAAGUGCACCAACUAGACCAGUUAUGAACUUCACGCAGGCUCACAUAGACCAGGGACAACUACUGUUCGUGCACAGUGGAGCCACGGCUGGAGGUUUUAACUUCCAGGUGAAUGAUGGGGUGAACUUCGCUCCGAGGCAGAUAUUCAGCGUGACGGCACGUACGCUCGUUCUGCAGAUGGAAAGGAGCGGUCCACUUGCCGUGUUUCCAGGCGCUUCAUCCGUCAUUUCAAAAGAGGUCCUCAAAGCGGCAACCAAUGACAACGAGGGCAAUUCAAACCGCACUAUUGUUUUCACCGUUGUUGAUCCGCCGAAAUUCGGAAAGCUGGUGGCUGUGCAGGCAGACAAGUCCAUAACUGAGAUCUCUUCCUUCACACAAGAGAUGGUCGAUGAAGGUAAGGUGGCAUAUGAACAAAAUGUGGACUCUGUUGGAUGGGCAGCAUUAGACAAGUUCACGUUCACUGCAUCAUCGCCUCCUGCAAGCCUCGAGCCUCAGACCUUUGAUAUUGACAUCUCUUAUGAAAAUGCAGGGCCUGAACAAAACACUCUCCUUGUUAAAAAUACAGGAGCUGUGGUAACAGAAGGAGACAAAAUCGUCAUUGACAAAACAAUGCUGGACGCAUCAAAUCUCCUCACCAAACAGCCAGAAUCUCGUCGCAACUCCUAUGACGUCUGGUACCAGGUCAAGUCUCUACCUCAACAUGGUGUCAUCAUUGUGGGUGAAAGGAAUCUUACAAAAGAAAAGCCCUACUUCUCUCAGUUCAUUCUGAACAAAUACGGAAUAACCUACCAGCAUGACAACUCUGAGACCGUACACGACCGAUUUGUCUUUGAUGCUUUCCUCAACCUGAAGAGCAAACCUGCACAACGCCCUGAGGAUGACCGAGAAGUGUUAGAGGAAUCGUUUAACAUUACAGUCACUCCAGUGAAUGAUCAGCCACCCAUCCUGAAAACCAAAGCACCAAGCCUUAGAGUGGUUCAAGGAGACACUGUGGCACUCGGACCAAGCAACUUGAAUGUGGAAGAUCUUGACAAUGCUCCAGAAGAUAUCCAAUACUCAGUGAUCAGCAGACCUAGCAAUGGAUUUCUUUCUCUUGUUGGAAGCCUAAAUGUAUCUGUCGAUACCUUUUCUCAAGCCCAGAUCAACGAUGGUAAGGUAUUUUUUAUCCAGGAUGGCAGCCCUGCACCUGGAGUGUUCUAUUUCAGUGUCACCGAUGGCCAUCACAGGCCAGUCUACAAACUUUUCAACAUAGAGGUGUCGAAGAUCGCAAUUUCAAUUGUCAAUCAAACAGAUUUAGUAUUGGUACAGGGGCAAACAUCAGUGUUGCUUAACCAGUCACACCUGACCGCAGUGACUAAUGGAAAAAACACUACUGUCCAUUAUAAAAUAACUGCUCCUCCGAAUUAUGGUAAACUUCUCUUGGAGAACAAAGAAGUUUCUUCUUUUAACCAGGAUGAUUUGGAAGCAAAUAGGUUAAGCUACCAUAUGAUCAAUCUUGCAUCCUCCUAUGAUAACUUUGAGUUCACUGCCUUCACAUCAGAGGCAAACCUGACUGAUCAAAUGGUUAACAUCACAGUCGAGCCUUUAAUUAGGUAUGCACAAGGUGUAAAGUUUUCAAAUGAAAUUCGUGUUAAGCUCAAGGCAGACUUUCUCAAUGUCUCUGAGCUUGCCCUGAUAAGUGGUAGUGAUCCGUCGUUUGAAAUUCUUGCCGCACCAAAGUACGGCAAGAUUUUUAAGACUGGCAACGAGAAAAAAGCAGAGCCUACAAAGACAUUUUUCUUCAGUGAAUUACAGCAAGAAAAAGUCACCCUGGAGCUGAAGGCCAACCUUACUGAAGUUCAAGAGGUGAACGACUCUUUAGGAUUUGUUCUAAAAGCCGGCACCCUCCAACCUGCAAACGGGAAGUUCGUCUUCAGCAUUGUGCCACAUGACCCUGCUCUGAUAACAACCACAGCUGUUCCGUUCUACACAAGUAGUACUGUGUCAUCCAGCCAAACCACAGUUAUGAGCUCCCCUACCACUUCAAAAUAUCCAACAGUUCAGCCUUCAGUGCUAUUCACCAAGGCUGUGCCAAAGUUCAAGGGCCGCAAUCGCUGGGGUCACUCGAAUCGCAGUGACUCACAUGCCACAACUAUGCUUAAACCAACUCAUGGUCAGGAAACUAUCCCAGUGAGAAAUCAACCUGUUAGGGUUGAGUCGGUGUCCCAGAGCGACUCCUUCACUGACCCCAUGGUUAUCAUCCUCCCACUGUUAGCUCUUCUCCUUGUCGUCAUUGCGGUCAUAUUGGUGUUAGUGCUGAAGAGAAACCAACAGAAAAAGAAAAAACAUUUGAAUGGUGCUUCUGCUCCAAAAGCCUCUCCUGAUAGUAGACACUUACAGGGUCAUGCAGAGAGGACUGCAAUAGUUCCUUUAGUUACUGUAACCCCUCUCAGUCCAAGCAACCCUGGUAGUCCUGCUCUGGCGAGACCACAGACAGGCAACCCUGCCCACGGGCAGUACAUGACUCUGUGCUCCUUUGGCGACAUUGAAUCCACUCAGUUUUGCAGGACGACAAAUCCCACACUGCAGAACAAUCAGUACUGGGUGUGAGCUACAGUACAAGUCUGUGGACAAGGAUCAAGUCAUCCCAGAGUUUUAAUUGAAAGUAUUUUGCUUUGUUAUUAGUUCACUCAAGAUUUCAGCAAGACUGUUGAAUUUAUUGUUUGGGAAAGGUGGUACACAAAACAUCAGUUAAUUAGGCAACUGAGUUUAGGAGCUUAUCCUCACACGCCCACAUCAUUCAUGGGAACAAGCAAAUCAUGGGUGUCUGUGAGUUCAAACAAGCAGAAGGAGGUGGUUAGUACCUUCCCCCUGAGAGUGUUACGUUAUACCCUCUUGGGAAAGAUUUGGUUGGGGGCUUUACAUGCCUCGGUGAAACGUCUGUUAUCCCGGACACUGCCUGGUUGUCGCUGAUGGGGGAGUGCAUUAUAAUAAAAUGGGUGGCAACUGGACAUGACUGAAUUGGGGAGAAAACUGGGGACAAAUCCAAAAAACAAACAAAAACAGCUGCUAAUUUGCUUGUUAGUUUUGGUCACAGCGGAGGCACAGUUGUGCUGAUUGGAUCAGCACCGUUUCAGUCUAAAUAUCCAUUUUUACUUGAUAAAUUCUUAAUAAGGUUAAACCACUAGCUUGCCUUUUUGAUUGUGAUGCUAGAAUUAGCAACUUUACUUCUUUUGCACUCCAGUUUAAUUCACUUUUAGGGAAACAAUUAAACAAGCCAAAAAGAACCUAAUGAACCAAUUCAUUCAAAUUUGACAGACUAGGGGUCUAGACACAAACAUCCGUGAUGAUGAGUUUCAAUUAACUUUAGAGUAUUCUGAAGUGCAAAGCAUUUGCAAGAUCUACUAUAUAAGAGCAGGAUCUAUAAAAAUCUAGAUUAGACUAAAAUGGACUAGUGCUACAGGUGGGAUACGCUUUAUGCUAGACAAUCAGCCCACGAUACUAAAAAAAGACCAAGCGUAGGAGACAGGGAAGUGUGGGAGAGAAAACGGUCAUGAAGAGAAAAAUGAAGAAAGGGGAAUUAUUAGGAAAUUAGCUAGUAGGAACUUGGCAUUGUGAUCCAUUUCAUUUUAAAUCAUUAUGACUACUACAUAUUUUAAUAUACAAUGCAUUUCCUCAUUGUUGGUCUUGCAAAACAGAAAUGUUGCGUUAAGCACAAGAUUUGUCUAUUCACAGGAAAUUGACAUUUUUUUAUAUAUAUGUAUUUUUUGAUAAAGUAUAAAAGAAAUAUUGCUGAUACAAAAACACCUGGGCAACAAUCUACAUACGGUUGCAUGCAAGACUUCUUGAGUGUCUUGGUUUGAAACUAGAAUGUGGUUAACCUCACAAAACUAUGUGUUCGGUUUGGAAAGCACAUUGUUGGUAUGGUAUUGAAACGAUGCGUCUUCCUGAAGGCCUAAGUAUAGAGGAGUGUGAGUGAAACUGUAACUGGUACGAGUCUGAUAGUUGGAGAAAGGGCAUUGUAAACCGCAAUUUAUAAUUGGAUUAUCCAAGAAGAUAUGCAGAUAAUAUACGAUAUAUUGGCAGGGGAUUCACUCGUCUGCCUUCACAUGCAUUUGAACUUGAGUAACAUCCAAUUUUUAAUCCUUAAUACAUACAUUAACAAUGAGAAAAGUUUUGGACAGUACUCUAAUGGAAAUUUUAACGGAUGCAUUUAAUAAAAGUAGACGUCUAGUCUUUCUUUCCUAUAAGCAAGACUGGGUGUAGUUAUCCACCUGAGAUGGGUGCCCUGCUUUUGUCUACCUCAGACAUAUAGAAGUGAUCCAGGGCAAACCAAAAGAAAUGUUCAGGAAACUUUUUAUAAAAGGUAGGCUGUAAGAAACACUGAGAUUGCAUUGCAUUAAGGUACUAUCUGCUUUUAUGCUGUUGAUAAUUUUUUUAUAUAUAUUAUACAGUACAAAUAUUUAUUUCUAUAUCCAACUUGAAAGUAUUUAAACAGAAUUGUACAUUAUUUGUUAACGGUUAUAUUAGUUUACACAGUAGAAUUAGUGAUUUGGUUUUAUACCUCAGGUAUUGGGUGAUUACUCUACACUAGACACUAAAGUUUCUCAUGAGCACAUGAUGUAACUAUACUGUAUGUUACAUUAAGCACUGACUUGAUGAAAAAAUACACUGUUACUAUUUUCUUAUUUAUAUUUUAACAUGUGGGCUGCCGUGGUUAUUUCACCACAAAAAAAGAGAAGAAAAAAAAUCUGUUCUAGUCAUUAUCACUGGCCAUGUAAUCCCUUGCUCACUGUAUUAUUACUGUAUAUCUGUUGAUAAAUAGUGUAUAUACUGCACAUAAUUAAACCACAGUUAA